AAUUAGAUUAGACAAAAAAAUAGAAAGAAAUAAAAGGAAAAAAGGAAAUAAAAAAAUAGGAAAGGCAAAAAAAACGCUUAGCAUCUCUCCGGCGACUUGAACCCAAACCUGAGGAUCAAAUUAGGGCACAAGGGACUCUCGGAGACUGAAGCCAUGGGAAGGAAAAAACUAGAAAUCAAGCGAAUUGAGAACAAAAGUAGCCGACAAGUCACCUUCUCCAAACGUCGCAAUGGUCUCAUCGAGAAAGCUCGUCAGCUUUCUGUUCUCUGUGACGCAUCCGUCGCUCUUCUCGUCGUCUCCGCCUCCGGCAAGCUCUACAGCUUCUCCUCCGGUGAUAACCUGGUCAAGAUCCUUGAUCGUUAUGGGAAACAACAUGCUGAUGAUCUCAAAGCCUUGGAUCUUCAGUCAAAAGCUCUGAACUAUGGUUCGCACCAUGAGCUACUAGAACUUGUGGAAAGCAAUCUUGUGGAAUCAAAUGUCAACAAUGUAAGUGUCGAUGACCUCGUUCAACUGGAGGAACACCUUGAGACCGCCCUCUCCGUAACUAGAGCCAAGAAGACAGAACUAAUUUUAAAGCUUGUUGAGAACCUCAAAGAAAAGGAGAAAUUGCUGAAAGAAGAGAACCAGGUUUUGGCUAGGCAGAUGGAGACGAAUCAUGUUGUUGGGGCAGAAGCUGAUAUGGAGAUGGAGAUGUCACCUGCUGGACAAAUCUCCGACAAUCUUCCGGUGACUCUCCCGCUGCUCAAUUAGGGCGGUUGAUAUCAAAAAUCCAAAACAUAUAUAUAAUUAAGGGAAGAAAAAAAAAAAAUAUGUAAUUAUUCCGCUGAUAACGGCGCGUGGUAUACUGUUAUGUAUGUAUAUCUUAACACUCCCUCCUCUCUCUCUCUUCUCUCUCUCUUUGGCUUGUGUGUGAUACUUAAAAGUAGAUUGAAAGUCAAAUAUUAUCUGUUUAAGACAGAACUAUGAUGAAACUUUGUACCUUAUUCGAGA
Messenger RNA from Camelina sativa (false flax), 990 nucleotides. RefSeq names its product MADS-box protein FLOWERING LOCUS C. Gene Ontology annotation, molecular function: DNA-binding transcription factor activity; protein dimerization activity; RNA polymerase II transcription regulatory region sequence-specific DNA binding. Gene Ontology annotation, cellular component: nucleus. The record is from RefSeq and is a predicted model, not a curated record. NCBI's taxonomy places the organism in Eukaryota, Viridiplantae, Streptophyta, Magnoliopsida, Brassicales, Brassicaceae. Gene Ontology annotation, biological process: positive regulation of transcription by RNA polymerase II.